AUGGAGACAGUGAGAGAUUCCCCCCAGGAUCCCAACCCCGAGGGACCCUUCCAGCUCCGCAUCAUCGUGCUGGGGGACGCUGCUGUGGGCAAGUCCUCGCUGCUGCGCUGCUUUGCUGACGGGGCGGGUGGGGUCCUGAUGGGGCAGCCCCCUGGCCCCACCAUUGUCGUCAAGUUCUACAGCCAGACUAUCCUGAUGCUGCCCACUGGCAGGGCCAAGUUGCAGCUCUGGGACAUGGCUGGCCAGGAACAGUUCAGAUCCGUCACCAGGUCCUUCUACCAGAGUGCGGCGGGGGUGCUGCUGGUGUUCGACCUCACCAACCGGGCGUCCUUCGAGCACAUCACCAAGUGGCACCGUGAGGCUGCAAGGGACCGGCCACCCGCCUUUGUCCUGGUGGGACACAAGUGUGACCUGGUGGCCGAGCGAACCGUGUCAGCAGAGGAAACCAGGCACCUCGCUGCCACCCCAGGCAUGGCCUUUGUAGAGACCUCAGCCUGCAGCAACCUCAACGUGGAGCUGGCUUUCCAAACGCUGGCUGGGGGUAUCCAGCAGGCACUGGGCCAGGGGAUCCUUGCCCCACACCAGGGAUGUGAUGGCAUCAGGCUCAUCCCCAACCAGAGUCACUGGUAA
This is a messenger RNA of Oenanthe melanoleuca, 630 nucleotides long. It is a transcript of the gene RAB42, whose product is annotated as RAB42, member RAS oncogene family. Gene Ontology annotation, cellular component: Golgi membrane. The record is from RefSeq and is a predicted model, not a curated record. Gene Ontology annotation, molecular function: GTPase activity; GTP binding. Lineage: Eukaryota; Metazoa; Chordata; Aves; Passeriformes; Muscicapidae.